GCAUCUCGGCAGCCGCGGUUUGGGCCUGGGGGCCGCCAACAGAGGGUUUGUGCCCGUCUCUGCCGGCUCCCGCAUUCGGCUCAGCUCUCGACGGACGGUCCGCAAAACAUGAGCGUGUCAUUUCGAGUGAACGGCGUGGCCCUCGUGACAGCGAUUUUAUGCUCGUCCGUGGUUCCUCUGGUACCAGGAGGAAGUUCCCAUUCAAAAGCCGAUGAUCUGGAUAUUUUGGACGAACUACUGAGGAAUUACGACCGAAGAGCACUACCAAGCAGUCACUUGGGCAUUGCUACCAGAGUAACCUGCGAGAUAUACAUAAGAAGUUUCGGAUCCAUAAAUCCAUCCAAUAUGGAUUACGAGGUGGAUCUAUAUUUGCGCCAGGCGUGGAUCGACGAGAGGCUUCGGAAGUCCACGCUAUCUCGUCCGCUCGACUUGAAUGACCCGAAACUGGUGCAAAUGAUCUGGAAGCCGGAAGUGUUCUUUGCCAACGCCAAACACGCCGAAUUCCAGUAUGUGACUGUGCCCAAUGUCCUUGUGCGGAUCAAUCCUUCCGGGGAAAUUCUUUACAUGCUCAGGCUUAAGCUCCGUUUCUCCUGCAUGAUGGAUCUGUACCGGUACCCGAUGGACUCCCAAGUUUGCAGCAUCGAGAUUGCUUCAUUUUCCAAGACGACCGAGGAAUUGCUGCUGGAGUGGUCCGGAAGCCAACCGGUGGUUCUCUUUGACAACUUGAAGUUACCUCAGUUCGAAAUUGAAAAAGUGAACACUUCUUUGUGCAAGGAAAAGUUUCAUAUAGGGGAAUACAGCUGCCUUAAGGCAGAUUUCCUCCUGCAACGUUCCUUGGGCUACCACAUGGUUCAGACAUACCUCCCGACGACCUUGAUCGUGGUGAUUUCCUGGGUGUCCUUCUGGCUCGACGUGGACGCCAUCCCAGCCAGGGUGACACUCGGGGUGACGACGCUGCUGACCAUCUCGUCUAAAGGAGCUGGCAUUCAGGGGAACCUGCCUCCGGUGUCGUACAUCAAGGCCAUGGACGUGUGGAUUGGAUCGUGCACUUCCUUCGUGUUCGCUGCGCUCUUAGAGUUUACAUUUGUUAACUACCUCUGGAGGCGGCUACCGAACAAGUUUCUUUGUUCCCAGGUAACUUCGAAUGAAGCUUCGAGUGACGUCCCGAAGAUUGAUACCGCUGCUCAGCUGCUGUGCGACAAAUCGGGCCAUGCGGAAGUGCGCACCACGGUCCAUGGAUUGCGGCCCAACGGCAAAGUGAAUGCCAAGCGGAUCGACCAACUGAGCCGGGUUGCAUUUCCGGCGCUCUUCCUGGCCUUUAACCUCGUCUACUGGCCCUACUACAUUUCUUCCUAGAGCGAGUUCAAUUUGCGCCCUCAUAAAGACCUCGAAGGCCUGAAUUUGUAGUUUCACGGGUAAUCAUCUAAACCGGAGGUAACGUUAUUAGGACAUAUUCCCUUCACUCUAAAUGUGAGCUUAGCCCACGCUCUGAUCCGACGGAGGCAAUCAAGAGCUCGCCGAAUGUGCAUUCUUAAGACGUUCGUCUUCUUUCCGUGUUUGCGUCAUUAUCCCUGAUAAUGACGCAAGCACGUCGUUAUCGUUGACAUUAGUUUGUGCGUUAUUUGUGUGAAAUGGUGAUAGAAAACCCCGACAGACGAGGAGCGUUUUGACUGCGCAUUUUCGAUGGUGCUUGAUUGGGUCCAUGAGAUAGUAGCGUCGGCUCCGCUCAGACAGUGUGAAGCCAAGUAUAGUGCAGGACAUGGGACUUUUUUUUUUUUGAGCGUGACGGUGUUGGGCUUGAAUAAGCAAUGAGCUGCUUUUGGUUUCGCUUAUUUAAAUAAUUGUUAGAUUCUUUUCUAGCGAGAGCUGUGUGCCGAGAUAAAAGUAGGGGCGAAAAUGGACAGCCAAAGAAGGAUUAUUAUGAUUUCUUUUCAUGAUAUAAAUAAUAUUAAAAAAGGUUUUUCCUGCGCAUGUUUUCUUUUUUGCUUAUUACCGCCCAUACCAAAAGUGAGCAUCGCAAAAAGGUUUAACUAUUUAGAAUAAUGCAGAACACAGCAAUCUUUAACAGUCAUUUCUCGAUUUUUAUCAGAAAAAAAGACAACACACUUAUUCUUGUAAUUGUGCAGAUUUUUGAAAAUAAAGUAUUGACAAUUAACAAAAAAUUUCGAAUGUAAAA
Messenger RNA from Ixodes scapularis (black-legged tick), 2176 nucleotides. RefSeq names its product glutamate-gated chloride channel. Gene Ontology annotation, cellular component: membrane; synapse; neuron projection. The transcript is spliced from 9 exons. The record is from RefSeq and is a predicted model, not a curated record. Lineage: Eukaryota; Metazoa; Arthropoda; Arachnida; Ixodida; Ixodidae. Gene Ontology annotation, biological process: nervous system process; chemical synaptic transmission; chloride transmembrane transport. Gene Ontology annotation, molecular function: chloride channel activity; neurotransmitter receptor activity; transmembrane signaling receptor activity. Bases 109 to 1356 code for a protein of 415 amino acids.